Molecule: messenger RNA, 3629 nt
Organism: Hypomesus transpacificus
Lineage: Eukaryota; Metazoa; Chordata; Actinopteri; Osmeriformes; Osmeridae
Gene: upf1
Product: UPF1 RNA helicase and ATPase
Exons: 24
Coding region: 212-3553 (1113 amino acids)
Biological process (GO): nuclear-transcribed mRNA catabolic process, nonsense-mediated decay
Cellular component (GO): cytoplasm
Molecular function (GO): RNA helicase activity; ATP binding; DNA binding
Source: RefSeq, a predicted model, not a curated record
GCUAGGAAGUUCGUCACAAUUUGCUUUUGGAAUUGAGGCUCUCGAGCUGUAUAUUCGCUUUAAUUUCUCGUGUGGUUCAGAACUUGUUUGGGUUUAAAUCCAGCUUAGAACUGCGAAUGCAAAUAUCCGAAUUGAUAAACAUUUAAUUGAGAUUCUUGUUAAUCGUUAUUAUUGUUCCGGAUUUCGUUUAGACAGUGCAACUUGUGUCGAAAUGAGUGUGGAGGCGUACGGGCCGAGCUCUCAAACCCUCACCUUCCUGGACACCGAGGAAGCGGAGCUGCUUGGAGCAGAUACCCAGGGCUCGGAAUACGAAUUUACCGAUUUCACCCUACCAAGUCAGACGCAAACUCAAGGACAAACCCAAAGCCAGUUGGACAAUCAGGUGAAUGGUCCUGAUGAUGGUCUUCACAAUGGAGGUGUGGAUGACUCUGUUGCCAAGGCAAGCCAACUCCUUGCUGAGCUGAACUUUGAAGAGGACGAAGAAGAUACCUACUACACCAAAGACCUCCCAUUGCACGCGUGCAGUUACUGUGGUAUUCAUGAUCCUGCAUGUGUGGUGUACUGCAACACGAGCAAGAAAUGGUUCUGCAAUGGACGUGGCAAUACAUCUGGCAGCCACAUCGUGAACCACCUGGUGAGGGCGAAGUGCAAAGAGGUGACGCUGCACAAAGACGGGCCGCUGGGCGAGACGGUGCUGGAGUGCUACAACUGUGGCUGUCGCAAUGUCUUCCUCCUGGGCUUCAUCCCAGCCAAGGCGGACUCUGUGGUCGUGCUGCUGUGCAGGCAGCCAUGUGCCAGCCAGAGCAGUCUGAAGGACAUCAACUGGGACAGCUCCCAGUGGCAGCCACUCAUCCAGGACCGGUGCUUCCUAUCCUGGCUGGUAAAGAUCCCCUCUGAGCAGGAACAGCUGAGGGCUCGCCAGAUCACUGCCCAGCAGAUCAACAAGCUGGAAGAGCUCUGGAAGGACAACCCCACAGCCACCCUGGAGGACCUGGAGAAGCCCGGGGUGGACGAGGAGCCCCAGCACGUGUUGCUGCGCUACGAGGACGCCUACCAGUACCAGAACAUCUUCGGGCCCCUCGUCAAACUGGAGGCCGACUACGACAAAAAGCUUAAAGAGUCCCAGACCCAAGACAAUAUAACAGUCAGGUGGGACCUGGGACUGAAUAAAAAGCGGAUUGCUUAUUUCACACUGCCCAAGACGGACUCAGGUGAUAUGCGCCUGAUGCAGGGAGAUGAGAUUUGUCUGCGCUACAAAGGAGACCUGGCCCCACUGUGGAAAGGCAUCGGCCACGUGAUCAAAGUCCCUGACACACCCUUUGUGAAAGACUAUGGAGAUGAGAUUGCUAUUGAGUUGCGCAGCAGCGUCGGAGCCCCGGUGGAGAUACCCCAUAAUUUCCAGGUGGAUUUCGUCUGGAAGUCCACUUCCUUUGACAGGAUGCAGAGCGCCCUGAAGACGUUUGCCGUGGACGAGACAUCCGUCUCAGGCUACAUCUACCACAAGCUGCUGGGCCACGAGGUGGAGGACGUCAUCAUCAAGUGUCAGCUGCCCAAGCGCUUCACUGCCCAAGGUCUGCCUGACCUCAACCACUCCCAGGUGUAUGCAGUGAAGACUGUGCUGCAGAGGCCCUUGAGCCUCAUCCAGGGGCCCCCGGGCACAGGGAAGACUGUCACCUCUGCCACCAUAGUGUACCACCUCGCCAGGCAGGGCAACGGGCCGGUGCUGGUGUGCGCUCCCAGCAACAUCGCCGUGGACCAGCUGACUGAGAAGAUCCACCAGACGGGCCUGAAGGUGGUGCGGCUCUGUGCCAAGAGCAGGGAGGCCAUCGACUCACCCGUCUCCUUCCUGGCCCUCCACAACCAGAUCAGCAACAUGGACAGUAUGCCAGAGCUGCAGAAGCUCCAGCAGCUGAAGGAUGAGACCGGAGAGCUGUCAUCCGCAGACGAGAAGCGCUACCGGGCCCUGAAGCGCACUGCGGAGCGGGAGCUGCUCAUGAAUGCUGAUGUGAUCUGCUGCACCUGUGUGGGCGCCGGGGACCCCCGCCUGGCCAAGAUGCAGUUCCGCUCCAUCCUGAUCGACGAGAGCACACAGGCCACGGAGCCCGAGUGCAUGGUCCCUGUGGUGCUGGGGGCCAAACAGCUCAUUCUUGUGGGAGACCACUGCCAGCUGGGCCCGGUGGUCAUGUGUAAGAAGGCGGCCAAAGCAGGCCUGUCCCAGUCCCUGUUUGAGCGUCUGGUGGUUCUGGGCAUCAGGCCCAUCCGUCUGCAGGUGCAGUACCGCAUGCACCCGGCGCUCAGCGCGUUCCCCUCCAACAUCUUCUACGAGGGCUCCCUGCAGAACGGAGUCACUGCUGCGGACCGUAUCAAGAAAGGUUUUGACUUCCAGUGGCCGCAACCAGACAAGCCCAUGUACUUCUAUGUGACCCAAGGCCAGGAGGAAAUUGCCAGCUCUGGAACUUCUUACCUGAACAGGACUGAGGCAGCCAAUGUGGAGAAGAUCACCACCAGGCUGCUGAAGGCGGGAGCCAAGCCCGACCAGAUAGGCAUCAUCACCCCGUACGAGGGGCAGCGGUCCUACCUGGUCCAGUACAUGCAGUUCAGCGGCUCUCUCCACACCAAACUCUACCAGGAGGUUGAGAUUGCCAGCGUUGAUGCCUUCCAAGGCAGAGAGAAAGAUUUCAUCAUCCUGUCUUGUGUCCGAGCCAAUGAACACCAGGGAAUCGGUUUCCUCAACGAUCCGCGCCGACUGAACGUGGCUCUCACUCGAGCAAGGUAUGGUGUGAUCAUCGUGGGGAACCCCAAGGCCCUGUCCAAGCAGCCCCUGUGGAACCACCUGCUGAACUACUACAAGGAGCAGAAGGUGCUGGUGGAAGGACCCCUCAACAACCUGAGGGAGAGCCUCAUGCAGUUCAGCAAGCCCCGCAAGCUGGUCAACACCAUCAACCCUAUAUGUGUUGCUCCCCAGGGAGGGCGUUUCAUGAGCACUGCCAUGUACGACGCCCGCGAGGCCCUCAUCCCAGGGUCGGCCUACGACCGCAGCAGCGCAGCGCGGGGUCCAUCCAACAUGUACUUCCAGACCCAUGACCAGAUAGGCAUGAUCGGAGCUGGGCCAGGGCACAUGGGAGCUAUGAACCUCCCUAUCCCCUUCAACUUGGUCAUGCCCCCCAUGCCUCCACCAGGAUAUUUGGGCCAGACCAAUGGUCCUGCAGCAGGUCGCGGGGCUCUGAAGGGCAAGGUCGGACGUGGCGGGCGCCAGAGGAACCGUGGCAUGGGUAACCAUGGCACCGGGCAGGGCAACGGGCCCAACAGCCAGGCCAGCCAGGAUGGGUCUUCCCAGCCCUUCUCCCAGGGGCCCCUCACACAGGGCUACAUAUCCAUGAGCCAGCCCUCGCAGAUGAGCCAGCCCGGCCUCUCCCAGCCUGAGCUGUCCCAGGACAGCUACUUAGGCGAUGAAUUCAAAUCCCAGAUUGACGUGGCUUUGUCCCAAGACUCUACUUACCAGGGCGAGCGUGCAUACCAACAUGGUGGGGUGACUGGACUGUCACAGUACUAGAGUGUUGUUGGAAGAGGGGAGCUAGGCUUCAGCAGAGCUUAGUUCGUCAGCAUUUUAAUCUGGGUAAUGAUAAAAA